CCUUGACUCAAAAAAUAAUAUAUAUGGAAUUUCUUUAAUUUGUCCCAUUAAUAUAUAUUUUCCCCACUUUCUCACUCUCCAUCUCUCUAUAUAUAUAAUACCCCAAACCACUAGAACCUAAAUCAAAAUAAUUCCUUGAGAAAGAAAAAAAACAAGAGGAAAUAAUUAAAGAAUGAGACCACCCACACAAGCCCUAUCUUUUUUCAUAUUCUGUAUAAUCUUCACAUACAUUUGCAAGAAGAGCAUUAAAAUGCUCCCAAGUUCAUCUUUCAUCAACUAUGUCAUAUUCAUAGCCACACAGCUCAAAUGGGCUUGGGAUUUUCUCCUCCUCCAGUCCUUCUGCCAGGCGGGACGACGCCCGCCGUGCGUCUUCGAAGCGUCGGCCGUGGGGCCCGCCGUGAGGCGGUUCGAGGGCGGGUCCGCGGUCGAGUGCGCGGUGUGUCUGUGCCCGGUGGAGCGCGGGGAGGAGGUUAGGGAGUUGAGGUGCGAGCACGUGUUCCAUAGGGCCUGUUUGGACCGGUGGCUGGGCACUGGGCGCAUGACGUGCCCGUUGUGCCGCAACCACGUGAAGCCGCCGCAUGCGGCGGCGGCGGCUUUGUCUGGACUUCACCACCACGAAGUCAUCGUGUUUGAUGUCUUUGGUGGUGGCAGAAGCCACCGGGACCGGAGCACGUGGUGGCUCCGGUAGCGGUUGACCGCAAGAUAGUGGCAUCGUGGUGGUGUCAGAGUAGAACUUUUCUAAGAAUAAGUCACUCCUUGAAGGCGGCGGUCCGAUGAUAUUACAACGUUGUAAACCUAACAUUUUCCGACAACAUUUUUAUAAUGAUGAUGACGAUAUCUUUCUUCUUGUUAAACGAAGUACUCCGUAUUAAUUAGUUUGGUGGAUUUAAUUUACUUUAGAUUGAUGGAUCAAAGAUGUUUAAUUAUUUUCAUUAUUUUGUGAAUUUAAUACUUCGCAUAAUCGAGUGUAUUUUAAGAUAUAAUUUUGAUAUAUUAUAUGAGUAUAAAUUAUUGUAUAAAGU
Molecule: messenger RNA, 1022 nt
Organism: Cuscuta campestris
Lineage: Eukaryota; Viridiplantae; Streptophyta; Magnoliopsida; Solanales; Convolvulaceae
Source: the annotation of a GenBank genome assembly